Ogataea philodendri is the source of this 1548-nucleotide messenger RNA. RefSeq lists its product as uncharacterized. The record is from RefSeq and is a predicted model, not a curated record. Lineage: Eukaryota; Fungi; Ascomycota; Pichiomycetes; Pichiales; Pichiaceae. Gene Ontology annotation, molecular function: transmembrane transporter activity. Gene Ontology annotation, biological process: transmembrane transport. Gene Ontology annotation, cellular component: membrane. The transcript has a single exon. The coding region runs from base 1 to 1548 and encodes 515 amino acids.
AUGUCCUCGGUAGAAACAAUGUCUAGCGGCGAGAAAGGAUGCGAGGUGGAGAUCACCGCAACUUCAGAAAUGACUGAUACCGGUGAGGGAAAAUAUUCCUACAAAAUGUUCCAAGAGCUCGAGGAAUAUUAUGUCCAAAAUCCUGCAGAAAAACGUAAAUUGUUGACCAAGGUCGAUCUGCGUCUUCUGCCAUACCUGUCCUUCUGCUAUCUAUGGUGUACUCUGGACAAGUCCAAUGCCGGCAACGCCAAGCUGUUUGGCUUUUUGACGGACACCGGGAUGUCGAGCAAGCAGUUCAACUUAGCUCUUACCUGUCUGUUCUUCACCUAUGGGUUGUUUGAGCCGAUCUCGAACCUGGCGUUGAAAAAGGUCGGACCAAAGCUCUGGGUUCCUACCAUGAUGACUAUCUGGGGAGUUGUUGCACUUUGCACGGCUUUCGUCCACACUUGGCACCAGUACAUUGGAGUCAGACUCUGCCUCGGUGCGGCCGAAAGUGUUAUUUAUCCGGGUUCCUACUUCAUCUUGAGUUGUUGGUACACGCGUUCUGAGCUGCAGACAAGAAUGGGUAUCUUCUAUGGUGCUAACACCUUAGCUGGUGCCUUCGGGGGUGUCUUGGCGUACGGUAUUGCGACUUUGGAUUAUGCUCGUGGAUGGCGUGCUUGGAGAUGGCUCUUCUUGAUCGAAGGUGUCGCUACGGUGGCCGUUGCCUUGGCAGGAUACCUCAUUCUUCCAAACUUCCCUGGCGAGGGAAAAAUCAAGUUCUUUACCGAGAAGGAGCUGGACUACCUCCAUUUGCGUAAGAAGUACGACAACGGUCCGGCUGGAACUGAGCAGAAGUUUGAAAUGCACCAGGCUCUGAACGCUUUGAAGGACCCUCAAGUGUACUUUGUCAUGCUCAUGUUCUGGUUCGGAGGUUCUGUGCCAACGUACUCUCUUUCCUACACUUUGCCAACCAUGGUGAAGAACCUUGGAUACUCUGCAGUCAGAGCUCAGGCUAUGACCACCCCUCCAUACGUGGCAGCCACUAUUUUGACUGUUGGAAUGGCCAUCUGGGCAGACAAGACUCAACAGCGUGCCCGCACCAUCAUGAUCUGCUACACUAUUGGACUUAUUGGAAUUAUUAUCCUGUGGAUCACCGUCCACCACAAGAACCUGCCUGGAGUGUCGUACUUUGCUAUUUUCCUUGCGGCCUCCGGUUACAACGCACAAGCCCCAGGGAUUGGAGCGUGGCUCUCCUUGAACAUCCCCAACCCAACUAAGAGAGCGUCUGCUAUUGGGUUCAUGAUGCUUCUCGGGUCCAUUGGAGGAGGAGGUAUCGGCUCCAAUAUCUACCUUGACUCACAAGCUCCAUACUACCCACUUGGUUUCGGAUUUUCCGUCGGCUGUACCGUUCUGGGAGCAAUGAUUCCUUGUAUGUGCAACUAUAUUUAUCUCAAGAGACAGAACCAAAAGAGGGAUGCCAUUCCUCAAGGUGUUAUUGACUCUUACUCUUUGGACCAGAUUGCCGACCUCGGUGAUAAGGCCCCAACGUACAGGUACGUUCUAUAA